Messenger RNA from Haliotis rufescens (red abalone), 1289 nucleotides. RefSeq lists its product as uncharacterized. The record is from RefSeq and is a predicted model, not a curated record. The transcript is spliced from 6 exons. Bases 124 to 777 code for a protein of 217 amino acids. Lineage: Eukaryota; Metazoa; Mollusca; Gastropoda; Lepetellida; Haliotidae.
UAGAGCUAGGGGGAGGGAGUACGACAGAGCGGAACUUGUCGGUCUACUGCUAAAGGAAGUACUACGGUAGCAGGUCGUUUCCAAAACAUGGCGUAACACACUGUCUUCUGUUUGUACAAAUGAAUGAUGAAGUUCCAGUUCGUGUCUGGUUUGGUUGUCCACCUGGGACUACUGCUGUUAUGUCUCCUCACGACCAUCAUCAUGACGAUGAACAAGGCCUUCAUCCAGGCUUACAACGCCGGCCUCAGCGUGGACCUGAGGGGCUACCAGAUCGAGCCUGACGUUUCCGUCGGCGUCCACGUCUUGCUACUGGCUGUUGCGAUGUUUGUGCCAUCAUUAACAGGUUUGUUCUACGUGUGCAUCAAGAAGGAGGCGCAAAAGCGGUUCUACAAGAAGAGACUGCGAGUUGUCCAUGUAACCUUCCUUCUGGUGGGGAUUGUCGUCUUGAUUGUGCUGCUGUGUUCCGAAGCGGCAGCUAUUGGUGACAUCAACAGCGUCAACUGCAGUCUCGACUACAACAACUGCAGAUGUUUAGAUGCAGACACAUCCAACAACGUAUGUGCAUGCCGACAGCUCAGGAUAUCCUACUUUGUUUUCAUAACCUUGGCAUUGUGUUGUGAGAUCACCAGCUUGUUACUUGCAGCAAAGUUGAUUAAAUGUCCACCAUGCGCGGGUGCUGGCGCUGUCGGCCAAGGUCCAACUGAAAACUCCACCAUGGCUUCUUCAGUGGCUCCACGUACAACUCAAGGCGAAGGAAGCACAUCCGAUGCGAAGUAGUGUUUAGAUGAUCUUGAACCGGAAGUAGAGUUCCAAGCGAGUUUGGUGUUUCCGCUCUAAUCUGCAGGAGUCAACGAUCGAUGAGAAUCUCACGAAGAUGGAGAUUGUUCUAUACUGAAGGAGACUAAUCCAUCGGUGUUCCUAUAAUAACUGACUUCCAAGGGACCUAGUAUCGUUGCUAUGAGACGCUGAUAUUUUCUUUUUUUCUAGGUGAAGUGCCCAGUACCCUCGAACAUAUGUGUAUGGAAAUUAUUCUGAAGACCUGAGUACAGUGGAACCCCGUUAAUCCGGACAAUAUCCUUCCGAUUGAAAUUGUCCACAAUCACAGGUCCGGAUAAGCGAAUGUAGUACUACUACUAAGUAAUGUUCGUGUUUGCAUAUCAUAUGUGAUGAUAUUGUACAUUCUAAAAAUAUACAUUUCUAAUAACAAACCAAUGUUGCAUAAAAUAUGCCUUAUGUUUUUGCAUAGUUUGUAAGCAAAGUUACACACAGUAAUAAACUUGUAAAUAUGA